GUUUUUUAAACAUAGCUGCUGCGAACUAGGGAAGGCAACAAGCGAGAAGCCACGAAGCCCUCCACACUCCUAUCCGGCCAGCCGUCGUCGUCCAGCGUCCUCGAGUAGCCCUCCAGUCCAGCUGCCCAGCCUACUUGUGCCGCCUCCCGCCGUCCAGGGUCCCGCACUCCUGCGUCGCCGCGUCGGCCGUCGGCGUCCCUGCGAGUCUGCAACCUGCGUUAGCGCGUUGCUGCCUCCUGGCCGGCACUCCAGUUUCGCCUCCUGCCUCCUCCAGUUUCGCCUCCUGCCUCUAGCUGUCUCCGACUCUCCCAAUUCAGCAACCCGCUGUCCAGCCUACCCUGUUGUAACAUUCUGGAUCCGCCCCUGUCCACAAUUAGAAUAUACACCCUAGUCCCUAUGUAGUUUUUGGCAAAGGGUACUUCUCUCACUCCAGAGAUCGACAAAGUUAUUGACCGAGCAAGGGCAACAGAUUCAGUCAUUUGGAUUCGAACAGUCCGUGCUUGAAUUUCGUGAUUGUGUUAUAUCACCUCGAUGAGGGAAAAAAGUUUAGCAAAAGAAACUCCAGAAUCUGGAGAAAGUGAUGUACGCAAAGAAGAAUUUGGAGCUGAAGAUCUAGAAAUUGAUUCUCACGAAAAUGUUAGGACAAACAAUCUAAUUAGAGUUUCAAUUGAUAGGAUCAGUGCAUUGCCGGAUUGCUUACUUGUUCACAUCAUAUCUUUACUGGGUAUGAAGGAAGCUGCUACUACGAGUAUUUUGGGGAAAAGAUGGCAAUUUCUUUGGGCUGAAUUACCGACCCUUCAAUUCGACUCCUAUGAUUGGGCUGAACGUAAAGAAAGUAAGAAUACAAUUGAUUUUGUGGCUUGGGUUAAUAGGAUAAUUGCUACUCGUCGUGGAAAUUAUCUUGAGAAAAUGAUGGUUAAUUUCAAUUACGAGGAUUGCUUUUCUACAGAUGUUGAUAAUUGGAUCCAGUUUGCCUUGGAAAAUAAUGUGAAAGAAGUCAGUUUGAGAAUGGACUACAGUCAAGAUGAUUUCUACAUUCUUCGUGAAAUGAUGUAUUCAAGUUCAUCUUUGACAUCAUUAUAUUUGGAAGGUUGCAUUUUGGAUCCCCAAAGAACAAUCAAGUGGUGGUCUUUGACUAAGUUAGAAAUAUCAGGAGUGAAUUUGCCUCAGCCUGUAGUUGAAAAGAUAUUAUCUGGUUGUCCUGUUUUGAACUUCUUGGAUCUGAGUGAGUGUUGGGGUUUCACUUGUUUGGAGAUCAACUCUCAAAGUCUACGUGAACUGCGAAUAAGGGACUCUGAAGAUGAAGAAAAUGAGGGUUUCCUGCAAAUUUCAGCACCCUAUAUAACAAAUUUGAGUCUUUGGUUGUAUCCUAUGGGAAGACAGAUAAACCUCAAAGACAUCUCAUCUCUUGUUAGUGCUAAUAUUGAUUUUAUUGAACCCUUUUGGGAUUUUAUACUUCCUGAAGAGCUGUGUAGUACGCAGGAAUUUUUUGAAAAGAUUCAUCACGUCAAGGAGCUUGAACUAGGUCCUGAACCCCUUAAGGCUCUGGCUGCGCUGGUGCUUAAUGGUUGGCAGCAUCCAAAAUAUAAGCUAAGGUGUUUGGAAAUUGAUUUUAUAUGUCGUGCCGGGAAAACCAUUCCUGGCAUUUUAGACAUACUCGAAUCUUCUCCAGACAUUGAGACAUUGAUCAUGCGUUCUUUUGACCCCGAAGGUGUAAGUGUUAACUUUUUAAUCCUUGAUUCUUGGUAUGAUUUUUUUUUGUCUCAAGUAAUUAAUAUAAUUGCUAUGUACUUGAUAAUAUUUUAUGAUAAAAUAUGCAUUUACUGCGGUACUCCACAUUAUUAAAUACUCCGUAUAAGUUUGUCUUAAAUUUGUUGUGAUUUUAGUUGGACCAUAACUGGGCCCCACUUGCAAGGGAUAAUUUGGUUUGUGACUUAUUGCAUCUGAAGACGAUCAAAAUGUCUCGGUUGGCAGAUCCAAAUCUUGGUGGUGAACCAAUGCUUACGUUGGCUCGGAUCCUUCUUAAGAGGACACCAGUAUUGGAAGAGAUGGAGAUUUCUCUUCAUAUUCAAGAUACAGAUGUCUUUGUCAAGAUAGGACAAACCUUGCUCAAUUAUCCUAGAUCCUCACCAAAGGCUGUCAUCGAUCUCUAUUAGAUUGUUAGCUUUUAUGUGUUCAUUUUCUCACAUGUGUAAAAAAAUUGCUAUAGCUUUCUCAAUUGUUAGCUUUUCUGCCUUCUUUUUCCUAUUUUGCUGAAUUUGCUACUAGUGGCAUAUUUGAGAUUUAACAUCUAAACAUCCUAUUUCAAAUACUUAACAUCUACUUCUGGUAGAAGAUUAUGAAGGCGAAGAAAAUGAACCAUUG
This is a messenger RNA of Cuscuta europaea, 2364 nucleotides long. The record is from the annotation of a GenBank genome assembly. NCBI's taxonomy places the organism in Eukaryota, Viridiplantae, Streptophyta, Magnoliopsida, Solanales, Convolvulaceae.